This is a messenger RNA of Ciona intestinalis (vase tunicate), 2444 nucleotides long. NCBI's taxonomy places the organism in Eukaryota, Metazoa, Chordata, Ascidiacea, Phlebobranchia, Cionidae. The record is from RefSeq and is a predicted model, not a curated record.
GGCUUUCCGGUGGAAACAUCGCACAGGAGUUUGGUGUCUGUGUCGUCAACAGCUAUAUCUUCUAGUUUAAGAUUGGGUAAAGCGGUUCUGGGUCGAGCGGCGCUUUUGCCAACUGCCUGUAUAGUCCAGGUGCAGCAUGUUUAUGUUUCCCACAAGCGUGCGGGAAGGAGCAUCAGCGAAUCGAUUGUUCUUACUGCUGACGUGUUGGACGUCAGUGGUGUAUUCUGAUAUGGCCGCUAGUUGACGCUGAUGCCGACCAGAUCAGGGAUCUGUGUAAUCUAGAUAAUUAAAAAAAAACUUAGAUAAUUCAAGCGUUAACGGUUUGCGAUCCGUGUAGACAGUGAAGCUGCGACCUUCUAUAAAAUAUCGAAAAAUACGGAUUGCAAGGUGCAGGGCUAACAGUUCCCAGUCAAAAGCGCUGUACAUUACCUCAGCGGCCAGUAACUGUUUGUUGAAAAACGCCAAUGGGCGCUAGAAGCCAUCUAUAAACUGUUUAAACACACCACCAAUUGCAGUUUCUAAAGCGUCGAUCGUUAAAGCUGUACGACCCUGCAGCUUAGGGUGCGUUAAGGGGGUUGGAUUGGCUAUAACGCCUGUUUAGCUGCUUCAAAAGCCGUCUGUUAGGUUAUCUGUCCAGGUUAACGUUUUUCGUUUGCUAGCUGUAGUAAAUUCCUUCUCUGAGUUCCUUCUCUCUUAUUAUUGAUCACGCGCCGCUUCUAAUUUCCGUAAUUCGCAUUUCUAGAGUACCUUAAUUGUUUACGUGAUGUUUUAUUGUUUAUCGUGAAGUAUUACAAAACGUUGAAUCACAGGUCUUAUGCAUAAGAUUCCGGAAGGUAUAAUGCGUUCAAAAUUCCGGUUUAUGUUAACAAAUGUGCACGAUUUUCGGAUCUACGUAAUGUUUUAUCCGGGCCUUUGGUUUUUGUGUAAACAUCUUUUCAUCAUACUUUAUUUCGCGUAUAGGUACGUUGCUGUUGAAGUAUUAAACUUAAAUUUAAAAGGUAUUAUAGUAUUUGUGCUGGUAAGAAUGAGAAAAGACAUCACGUUGGUGAUUUGCUUUGGAAUUUGCGUCAUGUUUAUAGUUCAAGCAAGUGCUGGGCCAGUAUCUUCAACAAGUGACGGUAAUCUUGGUCAUAAACGCGUACAAGCAGAAAGCCAAGGCACGUGGUCGAAAUGGACGGCUUGGAGUGACUGCAGUGCCUCUUGUGGAAACGGAACACGUAUUCGACAAAGGUUUUGCAUUAGCAAUCGAGAGCAGACGUGUCAUGGAUUAUCAAGACAACAAAUGCAAUGUUAUGACUUUGUGUGUCCAUCUUACCUCUCUUGGCCAAGGAUACAUUUUUUCGGAACGCUUAACGCCAACUGUCCAACAGUUAAUAACUUUCUUCCUUUGUACAACAACGACCGAUUUUGUCCAACAUGCAACACGUUCCGACAAAAAACAGUUGGUAAAGUGCGGACUGGGGGACACUCGGAAGAAAAACUUACAUAUCAAAGCACACAGAUGAAUCCAAUGGGAAAUGGUCAUUUUUAUUUUAGCAACACUGUAAUUACGUCAGCAUGUUGGAAGCCAGGCGAAGAAUGCGACGAGAAAGACUUUCUAGCUAAACGCAGGAUGACAUAUGUAGCACCCGGCAGAAUGGUAGAUUUGGAUCCUGACUGGCAACAUACAGGCCUGGCAAUAGGUUACGAAAUCAAAAUACCAGGAAUGAUGAUCGCCAGAAUGAAAACUGGUCCGACAAGUCAAAUUAGCAAACGGUUCACCAAAAAAAGGGGUCUUGACCAUGGUGCUCUUGGUGCUAUAAAGAGUAAACUCGUUGAUAUUCGCUGGUUAGAUUCCUUUUAUCAGAAGAAGUUCAGGAAUGCUUCAUCUCUUUCUAUUUCCUUCGUCAUGGACAUGUACCGCUUUAGUACUAAGAGUGGAAGAAUUACUGGAACAAUCGGCAUGACGUCGGACGACGAUCCCACGAAUCUUUAUGGAGGAAGAGUCAUGCGUCCGUUGAAUUUAAAACGUUCUCCUACAAGGGAGUAUGCAUUCGCUCUCGAUAUUAAAACGAAGACCAUUCUUAUUGAUUGCGGCACUUCAAUACGUUCUGACACAAAAGGAAACUUUGCUAUUAACGACUUAAAGCAUGUUGAUGUGGUGGCGUACGAUCCCGAGCAUAAACUCUGUCGACACCGUAGUUUUAAUUGCAGACAGAGAGCUGUACAUUGUGGUGGUAAAGAUCUGUUCAUGGUCUCUUCAGGCGGGGAACUGGACUUUGUUCAGCAAAGACAGAAAUGGUAUUCAUUUUUACAGGACUGGUCAAUGAUUUGAUUCGAACAAUACCACAUACUGGUUUUGUAAGAAACUGGUUCAUUUAUGUUAGAAUUCUUUGUAUUUCCCGAACAUCAAUAUCGCUGUAAACAUAUCUUAUUACAACAUAAAGUAUAUCAGCGUAUUCCCA